This is a messenger RNA of Cavenderia fasciculata, 1905 nucleotides long. It is a transcript of the gene alg9, whose product is annotated as glycosyltransferase. Gene Ontology annotation, biological process: protein N-linked glycosylation. Lineage: Eukaryota; Evosea; Eumycetozoa; Acytosteliales; Cavenderiaceae. Bases 1 to 1905 code for a protein of 634 amino acids. Gene Ontology annotation, cellular component: endoplasmic reticulum membrane. The transcript is spliced from 4 exons. Gene Ontology annotation, molecular function: alpha-1,2-mannosyltransferase activity. The record is from RefSeq and is a predicted model, not a curated record.
AUGGUAAAAGCUAAAUCAUCUUCAUCAUCUAGUAGUAGUAGUAGACAAAAAGGAAAGGAUGUACAACCAAUAUCAUCAUCAUCAUCAUCAUCAUCAGAUGACGAUCAAUCAUUCUCACCUAGUAGCAAAACAGUAUUCUUGUUUUUAGGACUUUCAGCGGCUCUAUCAGCUCUCUUUAAUAGAAUCAAUGAUUGUGAUGAGUUUAUGAACUAUUGGGAACCAACUCAUUAUUUAAUGUUUGGUAAAGGUUUACAAACAUGGGAAUACAGUCCAGUUUAUGCACUUAGAUCAUAUGCAUAUCUAUUGUAUCAUUCAAGUUUUGGACAAUUAUUGUAUAUGAUUGCACAAGAAAACAAAGUUACUACAUUCUUUCUAAUGAAGAUAUUCCUUGGACUACAAUGUGCAUUCUCACAAACCAUUUUCUAUGCAGGUGUAAAGAAAUUGUUUGGUAAUCAAAUAUCAUUCUUGAUGGCAAUAUUUAUGUUCUUUUCACCAGGUUUCUUCCUUUCAUCAACUGUUUAUUUACCAAAUACAUUUUCAAUGACAAUGAUAAUGUUUUCAUAUGGUUUUUGGAUGUUGAAUAGACCAUUUUUGGCAGUAUUUACAUGUGCAUGUAGUGUGUUUAUGGGUUGGCCAUUUGUUAUUGUUGUUGGUGCACCAAUGGCAUUGUCAUUGAUUGUCGAGUAUGGUUUCAUCAAUGUAUUGGUUUGGGCAAUCGUUCCAACCGUCUCGGUGUUUGCUCCAAUGAUUAUGAUUGAUGAAAAGUAUUAUGGCAAGCUUGUUAUUGCCAUCUUGAAUAUCAUCCUUUAUAAUUUCACUUCUGAUCAUGAAGGUGGUUCUCAAUUAUAUGGUAUUGAAGAUUGGAAAUUCUAUUUUAUUAAUUGUUUUGUAAACUUUAAUGUUAUAUUUUUCAUUGCUUUAUUAUCUAUUCCUUUAAUAAUUAUAUUAUAUUCAAAUAGAGGAGUAUUAUCAAAUAGACCAUUAUUUAAAUUGAUUUUGGCAAUGUCACCAUUUGUAAUGUGGUUCUCAUUUAUGACAUACUUGCCACACAAAGAGGAGAGAUUUUUAUUUGUCAUUUAUCCAUUUAUUUGUUUGUCUGCUUCGGUUACUCUCUACUUGGUUGCUAAUUUCAUAUCCGAUCUCUACAAAUAUCAAUCGAGAUUGUCAACAAAGAGUACAGAUGACGAAUCAAAGAAAAAGAGUACUGCUGCUGGUCAAUCGUCGUUGCUACUCACCAUCCUCGGUCUCUUGAACUUUUUGGUCGAUCUUUCCAUCAAGGCUGUUGUCUUGUUGUUUAUCGCUCUGUCGGUAUCACGUAUCUAUGCAACUUUUAGAAACUAUGACGCGUCAAUCGAGGCAUAUGGAUUCCUUUAUGACGAUGUUUUACGUGCUGGUGAUGUCACUGACAUUCAAUUCCCCAAGACCAUUCGUAUCGGCUCCAACGUCAAUGUCUGUGUUGGCAAGGAAUGGUACAGAUUCCCAUCCCAAUUCUUUUUACCAAAUGACAGAGUAGACGAUCGUUCAACCAAGACAAACAAACCAAUGAUCACUUUCAACUUGGCAUUCCUAGAGUCCGAGUUUAAGGGUCACUUGCCCAAACCAUUCUCACAGCAACCAAAUGGCACGAUGGUCAUCCCAACCAACAUGAAUGAUCAAAACCAACAAGAGAUGGACCGUUACAUUGACGAUAUCAACAAAUGUAGUUUUAUUGUCGAUUUUGAUAACAAUCCAGACAACAGUUACCUCAACAAACUUUCAAAAGACCAGUUCAGAAUCAUCUAUUCACGUCCAUUCUUGGAUGCUAGUAAAUCAAACUCUUUGGCUAGAGCUUUCUAUAUCCCUUACUUUUCAGAUAAAAGAAUUACUUUUGCUCCCUAUAUCAUUUUAGAGAAUAGAAAUAAUUAA